AUGCGUCGCGACACAUCGCUUCCCGCGACCGGCUCCGGCCACCAGCGCCGAGCCCGGCUUCCGCUUCUCUACAUAUUGUUUGCUCUCGUGCACCGUGCACAUUCCUCACCGAAUAACUUGCCACCCGGUCCGACCGAUCAGCUUUACGUCGUCUGUAAAAAUCUGCAGUCCAAUACAUGCGUAACAUGGUUAUUGGACGUGGAAAGCGAUAGACAAUUAACUAAUGAGUUAAAGCCACUAAGUCGACCAUCUCAAGUCUGCGGUUUGAGUGAUUUGAAACCAAUUGCCCCACACCGAAAAGUUAUAUCACUUACACCGUUUGGGAUUAGUGAAAUCUCAAAGGUAUACUGCAAAAACGUGAACGUGUUAACGGAUGACCCUACUCGUCUAGCCCGAUACACUGGAUCUUUCUCAAGUUUGUACCGAGAAAGGAGACAAACAGGAUACAACUAUAGAGGUCGAUACAGGGGCCAGACACAGUCACAAUAUUUAGCAAUAGACGGAGGAAACGGGAAAGAUGAAGGCAAAGCUGAGGCACACUCCGCAGCCGAUUCUUCUAGGGCCAGCGUCAGUGGGAAUAGUGGGAUGGGCCAAGCACAAAGUCAAACGAUAUAUGACCCAAGCUGUGAUGAGUGUUAUGGUGGUCGUAGCGAUAUGGAAGCUUCAAAUUUACGACGUCCAGAGCAAAGCCACGACGGUAAUGGAAUUCUAGGGGGAAGAAAUGGAGGCCCACGAAUACCCAGUCAGGGAGGGGUGGCUCUACAAGAAACAUUUGGCCAAAACGGCAUUAAUGCCCCAAAAGUACCAGGAUACGGAGAAAAUCAUGGAAUACCACAAAAUGGCGGGUUUGAUGGUAACAGAAUACCAGGGCAAAGUGGUAUUGGUAGCCAGGGCAUACCAGGACAAGGCGUAAUUAACGGCCAAGGUAUACCAGGGCAAGGUGGACUUAACGGUCAAGGUUCACCAGGGCAAGGGGGAAUUUACGGCCAAGGUUUACCAGGGCCAGGGGGAAUUGACGGUCAAGGUUUACCUGGGCAAGGGAGAAUCCACGGCCAAGGUUUACCAGGGCAAGGUGGACUUAACGGUCAAGGUAUACCAGGGCAUGGGAGAAUUCACGGCCAAGGUUUACCAGGGCAAGGGGGAAUUUACGGUCAAGGUUUACCAGGGCAAGGGGAAAUUAACGGCCAAGGUUUACCAGGGCGAGGAGGAAUUAACGGCCAAGGUUUACCAGGGCAAGGGGGAAUUAACGGCCAAGGUUUACCACGGCAAGGGGGAAUUAACAGUCAAGGUUUACCAGGGCAAGGGGGAAUUAACAAUCAAGGUUUACCACGGCAAGGGGGGAUUAACGGGCAAGGUUUACCAGUGCAAGGGGGAAUAAACGGUCAAGGUUUACCAGGGCAAGAGAGAAUUAACGGCCAAGGUUUACCAGUGCAAGGGGGAAUAAACGGUCAAGGUUUACCAGGGCAAGGGGGAAUUAACGGUCAAGGUUUACCAGGGCAAGGCGGAAUUAACGGUCAAGGUUUACCAGGGCAAGGCGGAAUAAACGGACAAGGGAUACCCGGGCAAGGCGGAAUAAUCCUCCGACCAGGUCAAGGCGGAAUUGUUGGGCAAGGAAUACCAGGACAUGGCGGAAUGGGUGGACACGAUAUACCAGGACAAGGCGGGAUUGGUGGGCAAGGCACACCGGGACAGGGCCCGAUUGUUGGGCAAGUUAUACCAGGGCAAGGAGGGAUUGGUAGCCAGGGCAUACCAAACCAAGGCGGAAUUGGGGGUAUAGGAAUUCCUGGACAGGAUAGUACUGGAGGUCGUGGAAUACCUAAUCAAGGGGUUAAUGGGGGCCAGAGAAUACCGGGACAAGGUGGCAUGGGGAGCCAGGGCAUUCCAGUCCAUGGAGGAAUCGGUAGUCAAAGUAUACCAAACCAAGGCGCAAUUGGAAGCCAAGGAAUACCUGCUCAAGGCAAUGGGGGCCAGAGAAUACCGGGACACGGCGGAAUUGGUAGUCAAAGUAUACCAAACCAAGGAGUAAUUGGCGGUAAUGGCAUUCCAAAUCAAGUUGGAGUCGGGAGUAUGGUGAUACCAAGUCAAACUGGACAUGGUCAGGUUCCAGUAGGUCAGAAUGGAAUUGCAGGUUUACCUCCGUACGACACUUCGCUGGUUCCAAGUGGAAAUGGGCCCAUAAGAGGGGCGGAUGGACUACUUUAUUAUUGUUGUGUUGUAAACCCAAAUCAAGGGUCCUUCGGAUCAAAUUUGGGUGACAACAAACAGACUCUUGACGGUAGUUACGGCCAGACAGGUGGCAUUCCGCAGCUAGCUGGAGGCACUGGUCAGCCACCUAGGUAUGGUACUGGAAGUGGUAGUCAUCCUGGUUAUAAUUAUGGUAGUGGUGUUACUACGCCACCAAGUUCUGGUGGAACGUAUUUGCAGGGAGUAAAUCCACAAAGCCCAGGCCAACAAGGUCCUCUUUACAAUUACGGUACUGGCGGUACUCCCCAUCCAAAUUGGUAUGGGCAGGAAAGAGGGCGGCCGUCUUCUGGCGGUACUGAACAUCCGUACAAUUAUGGUUCUGGGGGAAACAACCACCCAAAUUCAAACGCGCAAUCAGGUGGUCCUUAUGAUCAACAAAGUAAUUACAAUUACGGACCUGGAGGAAACAGCCAAUCGAACGCUGAUGGAAUAUAUGGACAAUCUGGCCCGCAAUCUCCUAGCAGUACUGGACAACAAACUAGCCAUACAUAUGGCCAAGGAAGUCAACAUGUUCCUAAUUAUACUUAUGGCACUGGUGGAAGAGAUCAGCAACAAACACCUCGUGAAUAUGGACAAACAGAUACUUCACAAACUCCAUAUCAAUCUGGUGGAGUUGGUCCAGAUGGAACAUACGGGCAGCCCAAUGGUGGACAACAAACAAUAAACAGAGGCGGUAGUAAUGGCCCACCACAUACAGACUAUAAUUACGAACCACCACGUAGCCCAAAUCAAAUGGGAAUCUAUGGGCAAACAGGCGGUGAUUCUCAACCUUACACAGGGUCAGGGUCGCAACUGCCAAAUGGUCAAACUCCUAAUUACACUCUGGGUGGUACAGGGCAGCCUAGUCCGGGUGAUAUUUAUAGUCAAGGGAAUGGCCCACAAGGUGCAGCAGCACAAGGACAAAAACAUGCUUAUGGACAGAAUGGAUAUGGUCAACAUGGUCCAGAUUACUCUUAUGGUAUGGUUGAUUCUGGUAAACAAAGUCCCGGAGGAACAUAUGGGUCCGAAGGACCUCAAACAUAUGGUCAUGGUAUGAACGGCCAAAAAGGUCCAGUUUCUACGUAUGGCUCCAGUGGACCUAGUAAUACUUAUGGACAAACUGAAGAUGGGCUUCAUCCUCCUCUUAAUACCGCUUCACAAAAUUCUUAUCAAAGUGGCGGUGGAAAUAAUCAGCAGGGUCCUGGGUAUACGUUGGAUCAAAGUGGAACUGGGCAAGGCCAACAAAUCAAUGGAUAUAUAAGUCCGCCGGGUACUGAACAAAGACCAGGUUAUAUAGGUGAACCACAAAAUGUCAUGGAUCCAAAUUCUAUAAUAGAAGAGAACGACGAUUCCCAAGCUUUAGCAUCAGUUUAUCAAGGUUCCAAUGGAACUACGGCGUCAGCUUCAUCUCAAGGUGGAAACGAAAAAGGUCAUGCACAAACGAAUGUUCAAGGUACAUAUACAGAUAGUGGGUCAUUUAACGCACAAGCAUCAAUUAGUGAUGACAAUAAAGGUGCAGAGAGUCAAGUCUCGGGAAGUAAAAAAGGAGCUUCCAGUAAUGCUGAAGGUAGGGGAAGAAAAAAUAAGUCCCAAGCAGCUGUAAAAUUGGGAUCAGAAACUGGCUCUAUUCAGACUGAAUCACAAAGUGGUGGAAUUAUGCAUUCAUCUAACACACAAGUGCAAGGAAGUGUCAAAGGUGGUGUAGCCGACGCUCAGGCUCGUGGACCAGGAAGUACUUCAUCUCAAGCUCAGAUCGGAUUUACUCCUUAUAAGGAGGGAGAUAAAGCGCACGAAAUAAUGAAAGCUCCAUUCGAAGGAGGAGGCACGGCGUCAGCGCAGUCUAGUGGUCGUAUGGGUACAUCUCAGUCACAACUACGUGGAACGUUCAAGUAUGGAAUAACAUAUAACGGCGCGGCACAAGCUGGUUCAAGUCUCGAUAAAGACGCGGUUUUUUCAAAUUUUACCACAUUUGACAAGAUUGAUGUAUUUGAUCAAAAUAAUACAAAUAUCAACAUCAAUUUAGAGAAUGAAGACUCACCUAGUACAGAUUUCCCACUUGAAACAUCUACAGUAAUUGAAGAAUUAGAUAAAAAUGAGGAAAAUUCGGUUCAAGAUACAAAUGUAAAUUACAAUGAUCACACUCACUAUGAUCAUCAUAGGCCUACUGAAGAAAUUAAUAUGACCAAUGUACUCCCGUUACCCAGUAACAGACGCGCAUUCUCACCAUCCUAUAGUAAUAAUAAUAAUGGUGGCGAUUACGAUUACAAUGUAGAUGACACUCCAACAGACGAAUAUGAUGUAGAAGAAGUUGCCGAAGGAGCAGACAACAUUCAAAACGAAUAUACAAAUUACGAUAAUUACGGUAGAGAGACUGAAAGUACACACCAGUCACAGAGACAGCUUAGUUCAUCAAGAAAAGGUUUAGAAGUUAGGCAAACUACUGGUGGUAGCACACAACAUAUUUUAAUCGGAUCAUUGAAAAAUCAAGAUGCCAAAAUUACUCAAAUAAAAUCUGAACGCCCUGACGAAAGUAGAGUUUACCAGCCUGGUGAACGCGUGCCCGGUAUGGGCGGUUAUAUUAUACCACUGGGUUUUACAGGAAGUGUUAAGUCAGUGUCUUCUAAAGAAAAGACUUACGUAGUUGGAACAAAACACUCCCCAUCGCAAGCACAGACCGUGACAUUAACACCAGGAACGGGAAAAGUGAAAUAUGCUUAUCCGGAACGCUACGGAAGAAAUAAUAUCCACCCAAAGGACUUGAGGUCUCUUUACAACCCACGGGCGGAUGAUAAUCGCUAUGUUUCCGUUUCUAAAUCAGUAGCACGUGAUCUAGACAGCGAAAACAAUAUUAGGAAACAGUACUCUCAUACUUAUUAUACUAAAUCUUCUUCCUGUGGAUAUUUUACUUUUACAUGCACCAUGGUAAGUAGCGCAGAAGGAAAGAAAAAAAUAUGUAGACCAAAGAUUCCAACUAACCCAGAUGGAACACCAAUGAGGUGCUAAUAGUUAUUUUAAUUAAUUUAACCUAGUUUAGUAUUGAUAUAAUUUUAAAGAAAAGAAUGGAAUAAAAAGGAAACGUUAAGAGCGCUGACUCAGUUUUAUGUUAAACCAA
Molecule: messenger RNA, 5335 nt
Organism: Amyelois transitella
Lineage: Eukaryota; Metazoa; Arthropoda; Insecta; Lepidoptera; Pyralidae
Exons: 6
Coding region: 1-5226 (1741 amino acids)
Source: RefSeq, a predicted model, not a curated record